UUCAAGCUUGGUAAAAAUAGGGAACUUUCCAGAACGCUCGGUGAGACGCGGAGGAGCGGCGGCUGCCCGAGCUGCGCCCAGCAACGCGCCCCUUCCCGCUCCCCCACACCGGCUUCGGCCCUCUCACCGGCUGUAGAAAAUGGUGAAAGAAACCACUUACUAUGAUGUUUUGGGGGUCAAACCCAAUGCCACCCAGGAGGAAUUGAAAAAGGCUUACAGAAAACUGGCCUUGAAGUACCACCAUGAUAAGAAUCCAAAUGAAGGAGAGAAGUUUAAACAGAUUUUUCAAGCUUAUGAAGUGCUCUCUGAUGCAAAGGAAAGGGAAUUAUAUGACAAAGGAGGAGAACAGGCAAUUAAAGAAGGUGGAGCUGGUGGUGGUUUUGGCUCCCCCAUGGACAUCUUUGAUAUGUUUUUUGGAGGAGGAGGCAGGAUGCAGAGAGAACGGAGAGGUAAAAAUGUUGUACAUCAGCUCUCAGUAACCUUAGAAGAUCUCUAUAAUGGCGCAACAAGAAAACUAGCUCUGCAAAAGAAUGUGAUUUGCGAUAAAUGUGAAGGCCGAGGUGGUAAGAAAGGAGCAGUCGAAUGUUGUCCCAAUUGCCGAGGUACUGGAAUGCAAAUAAGAAUUCAUCAGAUAGGACCUGGAAUGGUUCAGCAAAUUCAAUCUGUGUGCAUGGAGUGCCAGGGCCAUGGGGAACGGAUCAGUCCUAAAGAUAGAUGUAAAAGCUGCAACGGAAGGAAGAUAGUUCGAGAGAAGAAGAUUCUAGAAGUGCAUAUUGAAAAAGGCAUGAAAGAUGGCCAGAAGAUAACAUUCCAUGGUGAGGGAGACCAAGAACCAGGACUGGAACCAGGAGAUAUUAUCAUUGUUUUAGAUCAGAAGGACCAUGCUGUUUUUACUCGACGAGGAGAAGAUCUUUUCAUGUGUAUGGAUAUACAGCUGGUUGAAGCCCUGUGUGGCUUUCAAAAGCCAAUAUCUACUCUUGACAACUGAACCAUCGUCAUCACCUCUCAUCCAGGUCAGAUUGUCAAGCAUGGGGAUAUCAAGUGUGUGCUAAAUGAAGGCAUGCCAAUUUAUCGUAGACCAUAUGAGAAGGGUCGCCUAAUCAUCGAAUUUAAGGUAAACUUCCCCGAGAACGGCUUUCUCUCUCCUGAUAAACUUUCUUUGCUGGAAAAACUCCUGCCUGAGAGGAAGGAAGUAGAAGAGACUGAUGAAAUGGACCAGGUAGAACUUGUGGACUUUGAUCCCAAUCAGGAGAGACGGCGCCAUUACAAUGGGGAAGCAUAUGAGGAUGAUGAACAUCAUCCUAGGGGUGGUGUUCAGUGUCAGACUUCUUAAUGGGGCCGGUGAAUAACACUGCUGCUGGCAUUUUAUAUGCAGUAGUGGAUGAGUGAAGGACUAUAAUCAUAGCUCACUACUUGCUAUUGUUUUUGUUUUAAUAUUCAACUAUAGUAGUGUUUUAAAAGUUAAAUGAAGAAUAAACUCAAAUAUAAAAGC
This is a messenger RNA of Canis lupus familiaris (dog), 1492 nucleotides long. Its product is annotated as dnaJ homolog subfamily A member 1-like. The coding region runs from base 140 to 988 and encodes 282 amino acids. Gene Ontology annotation, biological process: protein refolding. Gene Ontology annotation, molecular function: Hsp70 protein binding. Gene Ontology annotation, cellular component: cytosol; cytoplasm. Lineage: Eukaryota; Metazoa; Chordata; Mammalia; Carnivora; Canidae. The transcript has a single exon. The record is from RefSeq and is a predicted model, not a curated record.